CCGCAGUCGAAGACACUACAACGCUGGCAGUCCAAGACACUACAACGCUGGCAGUCGAAGACACGACAACGCUGGCAGUCGUCGAUUGACGAACGCAAGAGAUGCAGGCGCAAGCAGCGCAGAACGGGGUUCACGCAGUGAACCCCAGGAAAAGAAGAAGGAGAAGACAGCUCGACCGGCCGUCCAUCUCGGCGCGUCUGCUGCUCGACGGACGGCUGAAGGGUGAAGUGGGCGUCUUGAGCGAGGAUCUGUUCGAGGACCUGUUUGGGAAGGGCGCUGGAGCGAACACGACCGCCUGCCACGUCGCAAUGACCCCGUGGCUGCCGAGCGCCGCCGCCGCGUCCCCGAGCGUGCCCUGGACGAUUCUGGCUGUGAGAGUCGCGGAGAAGAGCGACUCGCCUGGUGCGCGCCCGCACUCGUCGCUGCAGAUGCCGGCCUCGGCCCUCGCGCUGCAGUCGUUCUCGCAGCGUCUGCACAGCCUGGCGCCGAACAGGACACAGCGCCGAGACGCGGCGAUUGAGGUGCGCCUCCACCACGUCGUCCCGCUGGGCUUGGACACGGUCUACGUCACCCUGGACACGGAGGCGCUGCGGGCGCUGGACGACGUGCACGCCAGGUUCGGCGGCGGCUUCGUGACCGCGGCGAACGGCGCGGCGAACGGCGCGGCGAAGGGGCCCAAGAGCCGCAGUGGCAGGACAGCGCAUCGGGCAGACGACGCGGCGCAGGAGCUCGCCUGGCGGACGGCCGUGCGAGAAGCAUUGCAGUCGCCGACGGUGCUGCGUGCCGGCGACCUGCUUGCCCUGCCGCUGCCGGCCCAUCCCAUCACACACGUCCCGCCGCCGGCGGCCCGGAUCACGGCCUGCGAGCCCGUGUCGCAGGGCCUCUUGCUGCCCAGCACGCGCGUUGUCGUCCUGCAUUCGCAUCGCAGCCCCAAAGCCGCCAUCCCGCCGCCCGUCAGAGCAGCACCGCUCGCAAGCUCGUUCGACCACAGCGAAGCCGAAGACACGUCCAACGACGCCUUCUACACGGCGGACGAGCGCGGCGACUCGCGAGACGCUAGCCCGCCAGACGACGAGUCUGCAGACAACCUCGACUCGGACUUCUCGGGCUCCGAUGCCGGGGACUUGUCCGACUCGUCGGACGAUAUCAUAUCGCUGAGCGCGCCCAUGCUGCCGCCGCAGUCUUCUGGCGUGCUCUCAGCUUUCACCUCGGCUACCCCGCGCCCUGGCAACUUCCGCACAACCGGCAUUGCGACGCCGGGGUCCGUCUUCUCCAGCUUCACAGCUACCAGCACCGUCCGGGGAGCGGCGUCCUCGAAGAGCAAGGUCUUCAAGGCCCAUGGAUUGCUGCAGAGCAUCUCGGACGAGUUGGUGCAUCCCAAGCCGGGCAGCGACGAUGACGAGGAGGCCCGUGUCUUGGUUGACACCAACACUCUGGUCAAGGUUGGGUGCUUCUCUGGUGACUGGGUGAAGAUCGAGGCCUCGGAGGAGCCAUCAGGCCACGCCUUCUGGGGACUCGGCUCUUUUGGAGGACCGCAGGAGGAAGAGAGCUCCAACUGGCGCCCAGUCCGAGUGUACGGUCUCCCAGAGAACCUGUCGAAGAAGGUGGCAAGGUACCCCGUGAACAAGCCUGAGAGCGGCCAUCGAAGAAUGAGCAUCUCCAGCUUUUCCGGCCCAGCCAGUACCCCGCUUCCAGCAUACCUCUCUCCUAUUCUGCUGGCCAAUCUUGGAAGCCCGUCACAUGUGCGCAUCACACCCUUGGUCGCGCCACACGUACCGGGUGUGCCGCGAACAGCGCUGCAGAAGCCGCGUCUGACCAGCUCCUCCCUACCGCCAUGCGCGAAAGAGGUCACUCUCCUGAAAGUCUCGACGCCCCUCUCAUCCGAACGCCUGCUGCAGCCAAGUCUGUUUGCUGCACUAAAGGAACACUUUGAGCAAAAGCGACGAGUUGUGAAGAGCGGCGACUUGAUUGGUGUUUCUAUCGAUGAAUCACUCGGGCGAGCUGUCUUCCAGACUUCUACCGAAGACGAUACCGGGAGCGAUGAGCUGUUGUCCUCUACUGCCAGAAAGAGCGCCGAGGAAAGCAACGCCGUCGACAGCGCGAACCCCAAGGUCGUAGCAUGGUUCAAGAUUGGCAACAUUGCGUCCAAGACGGCGCAACCCAAGGAAGGUGAAGAAGCAGACAUGUGGGGCGGUGCAGCUACCGUGGAUGCGGCUAGCACAAAGAUGGAAAUGAACGGUAGCGAGCAAGGCAAGACGCCAGCGCCCAUUGGCAAUGCCUGGCAAUACUACCUUGGGGCGAAACGAACGCCAGCCGCCGCAUCGCAGAAGCUGAUGGCGAUGGAUGAACUUCCCAAGCCUUUCAUCUCACCCCUUCGCAGGCGGUUGAGAGAGUUGAUGUCAGUGGCGACGAGCCCGAGGGCUAUUCACCUGGGACUCCCCCCAGUCGCUAUUCUUCUCACCUCCACUCAGCGAGGCAUUGGCAAGGCUGCCAUAUCAACAAAGGCCUGCGAGGAUCUGGGCUUGCACACCUUUGCUAUCGACGCUUUCGACAUCGUCACCGAGGGUGGUGCAGGAGGUGGCGACGUCAAGACUGAGGGCUUUUUAAAGGCCAGAGCUGAGCGAGGUCUCAGCUGUGGAGCCGAGUUCACCGCUUUGCUUCUCAAGCACGUCGACGCACUCACGGCCGACCGGAUGAACACAGCCCUCAAAGAAAUACUGGCUGACUCGAGGGUGCUGAUUGCCACAACGACGGAGAUUGACAAGGUGCCCGAGGGCAUCCGCGGGCUGUUCACUCACGAGCUAGAGAUGACAGCACCCGAUGAAGGCGAACGAGAAGGCAUUCUGCGCAGCAUCAUCGACGACGCUGGAAUCCGGCUAUCUCCCGACGUCGACCUUGGCAACAUCGCCGUGAAGACUGCGGCGUUGGUCGCUGGCGAUCUUGUCGAUGUGGUGGACAGAGCGGUCGUUGCGAAGCGCACCCGCAUCGAGGAGCUUGCAGCAACGGCGAGCAAAGCCUCGUUAUCGGGCGAAGUUGUCACAGCCAGAGACAUUGAGCUUGCAGGCGGCCACUCUAGCAACAGCCUCACCAAAGCUGACCUUGACGGCGCUGUGGACGCGGCAAGAAAGAACUUUGCCGAUGCGAUUGGCGCCCCCAAGAUCCCCAAGGUCGGCUGGUCAGACGUCGGGGGUAUGUCCCACAUCAAGGACGCAGUCAUGGAGACGAUCCAAUUGCCACUAUCCCGACCAGAGCUGUUUGCCAAGGGCAUGAAGAAGCGCAGUGGUAUCCUCUUCUACGGACCGCCUGGAACCGGAAAGACGCUCCUCGCAAAAGCCAUUGCUACCGAGUUUUCUCUCAACUUCUUCAGUGUCAAGGGUCCGGAGCUGCUCAACAUGUACAUUGGCGAGUCGGAAGCCAAUGUGCGGCGUGUCUUCCAGCGUGCUCGUGACGCCAGGCCCUGUGUCGUCUUCUUCGACGAACUGGACUCUGUGGCGCCUAAGCGCGGGAACCAGGGUGAUAGCGGUGGCGUCAUGGAUCGCAUUGUCUCUCAGCUGCUCGCAGAACUAGACGGCAUGAGCGAUGGCGGCGAAGGCGUGUUCGUUAUUGGCGCAACCAACCGUCCUGAUCUGCUUGAUCAAGCGUUGCUCCGUCCCGGACGAUUCGACAAGAUGCUGUACCUCGGCGUCUCAGACACGCACGAGAAGCAGCAGACCAUUCUGGAGGCGUUGAGCAGGAAAUUCACACUCCAUCCUGACCUCUCACUCGCCCGCGUCUCGCAAGGUCUCCCCUUCACAUACACCGGUGCAGACAUGUACGCGCUCUGCUCGGACGCGAUGCUCAAAGCCAUCACCCGGCAGGCGCGCGCCGUGGACAGAAAAGUCAAAGCACACAACGACUCGCACGACCAAAAAAUCUCCAUCGCGUACUUCUUCGACCACCUCGCCACAGACGAGGACACAGCCGUCAUGGUCACGGAACAGGACUACAUGGACGCGCACAAGGAGCUCGUGCCGUCCGUCAGCGCGGACGAACUCCGCCACUACGAUCGCGUGCGACGCACCUUCGAGGGCGCCGGCAAGCAGGAAGACAAGAAACAGAUCGAGGCCCCGCCGACGACGAAUGGGAUCGCUUCAAGCGCCAAGGGCAAGGGCAAGGCUGUCGCUCCCGCGCACGAAGAGGACGCGCUCGUCAUACACACUGAGAACGUCGACCUCAAUGGCGACACCAACACAGCGCCUGCCGGCAGCGGCAGCGGCAGCGGCAACAGCAAUGGCAAUGGAAAGGGGAAGGGCAAAGCACCAGCCGGCCAUGCAGGCAGGAGCAGUGUGGACAUGGCCCAAGGCGGGUUCGGCGACGCGGGGGAUGACGACGACUUGUACGCGUGAGAUUUUGUAGCGUCGAAUUCUACUUCUCGGUCGCCUGCGUUUGCACGCCCCCUUCUUUCUCUGAUAUGUCGUGGCGGAGCCUGUGCUGCGCUUUUGCUUUUACUUGCUGAGUUGUGUCUGCUUUGUUGCCGUGCGUCGCUUCGAGGCGGUGUUUUGGAACUGGCUGAGACUAUGAGGUGAGGCGGGUUGAGCGCGAGUGAGGAGAGGGGUAUCGGGUGUUUUGGUAUUGGGAUGGGAUGGGAUGGGAUGGGCGGACACAAAGGUCGAUCAUGGAUGCAUGGACUCGUGGGCUGGCUUGGGAGUAAGGAUAAAGAUGCGGGCAGACCGGGCGAUGCUGGCCCUGCAAUGCUCGAAGCAAAUCAUACUUUCAGGUACAUUUG
This is a messenger RNA of Didymella exigua CBS 183.55, 4765 nucleotides long. RefSeq names its product AAA-domain-containing protein. Gene Ontology annotation, biological process: protein import into peroxisome matrix. The record is from RefSeq and is a predicted model, not a curated record. Bases 309 to 4385 code for a protein of 1358 amino acids. Lineage: Eukaryota; Fungi; Ascomycota; Dothideomycetes; Pleosporales; Didymellaceae. The transcript has 3 exons. Gene Ontology annotation, molecular function: ATP hydrolysis activity; ATP binding. Gene Ontology annotation, cellular component: cytosol; peroxisomal membrane.